Molecule: messenger RNA, 3621 nt
Organism: Ciona intestinalis (vase tunicate)
Lineage: Eukaryota; Metazoa; Chordata; Ascidiacea; Phlebobranchia; Cionidae
Source: RefSeq
AGCAAACUAAUAAUGGCAACUGGUGUUGUAAUAAGAUUAAAACACUUGCCACUGGCUGCUGGUACGUUUGAUAUUCGUCAGUUUUUCUCCGGACUUCGAAUCCCGGAUGGCGGAGUCCACAUUAUUGGAGGAACUGAUGGAACAGCUUUUAUCCUUUUCUCAACUGACGAGGAUGCAAGACAAGCAAUGAUGAGGGACGGACAACACGUCAGAGCAACAGCUAUUAAAUUAAUGCUUAGCAGCCACACUGAGAUGAAAACAGUGAUCGAACACAGCCAGAGAAUAUCUGCAAUCAGGUUUAUGUUGGAUGAGAAAGGAAGAAAUAACGGAACUUGUCUUAUUAAGUUCAAAACAGUUGUUGACAAAGAAGAUGCCUUACAGAAAGACAGGAAAUAUCUUGGUGGAAGAUUUAUAAGAAUUACAACCUCUUCUGAGCGACAAUGGUUAUUGGUUAGCACACAAUCAUGUGAAACGAUUCGCCCUGGUGAAAGUCGUAAAAGAAGCAAAACCAUAACUUCCAGUGAAAACACACCCAAGCGUUCAAGAGCUUUGUCUCCGCUUAAAAAUGAAAACUGUGUUGAAGUGCGUGGCUUGCCACAGAAUGCUGAUUAUCAUAUCAUGUCGGGGUUUUUCUCAGGGUUAAAUAUCGUGGAUGGCGGGCUAUUUAUUGAGAAUGAUGGAAAGAUUUGCAAAGGCCGAGCAUUUGUGGAGUUUGCUGCAUAUGCUGACUAUAAGAAUGCAUUGGUAAGAGAUGGGGAUAUGAUCGAUGGAAAGCAGGUUCGUGUGAUCGGGCUCAGCAGACAAAACAUGAUCGAUCAGAUUCGCAAGUUUAAAAAGUACAUGAGCGCAAAACGUGAGGAGGAAUAUAAAAGAGAACGGGAACGGGAGAAAAAGCUGGAGCAGAAACGCGUUAAAGAAGAGGAGGAUAGGAAGAAAAAGAUGGAGCGGCAUGCUCGGAAGCAAAAGGAGAUGGAUGAGUGGUUGAGACGUCAACAUCAGAAAGAGGAAGAACAACGGAAGCGUCGAGAUCUUGAGAAAAAGAUGUUCCAAUUUGCAAACACAGAGUUUCCUCCAAAAGUAGAACAUUCGUCUCCAUCUCCUGCUUCUUAUACUGAAGAACACAAAGCUAAAGAAGAUUAUGUUCCAGAAGAAUACAAUCCUGAAGAAUAUGUGCCUGAAGAAUAUAUUCCUGAAGAGUAUGUUCCACAACCAUCCUCAACCAAGGAUUAUGUUUAUCCUCCUGUGGGAAAAGAUGAGAAACUUGAAUAUGCUCCAGAGGAGAAUGCCGCAGGGGUUGGUGAGAUGGAUAUUGAAGAAGAUAAUUCUCCUCCUGCCAACGUUUCCACAUCACAGUCCUCUAUAUCUUCGGUACCACCUUCAAUACCAACACCAACACCAACCAGGUUUGGUGGUUCUGGUAGCGUGAUAGAAUCUCCAGCUUUAGGUCCAGUUAAAUUUGAUCCAGCAGUUCCACCACCUCCAUUACCUUUUCCUUCUCAGAUACCAUCAUCUUUCCAACCAAUAUCCGCCCAGCCACCAAUUGCCAGCAAUAAAGUUCCAGUCCACCCAUUGUUACCUCCUCUUAUGCCACCCAACCACACCCUCCAAGCUGCUGGCUUUCCUCCCCCAUUCCCAGCAGGUUUACCAGUUAUCCCUGUUUCUAUCACAAAACCCAACCAAACCGUUGAAAUGAUUCCUGCCAAUAUAAAAACCAAUGCCCCACCCCCCAGCCUCCCGCCACCUCCAGCUUCAUCUACCACACCUCUUUCUGCUCCACCCAGCCAAUCCCCAGAAAAUGUAAUACAGCAGAAUGCAAGUCCAAUGUCUGCCAAACUUUCACCUGUUAAAAAACAAUCUAAUGAACCACAAAAAUCAGUUUCCGAUAUAAAACAAUCCUGUUUGGUAAGAAUUGCCAACUCUCCGUUUAACUGUACAGAAGAAGCUGUCAGGAAAUUCUUUUCUGACUUUUCUAUUCCACAUGAUGGUAUACAGUUUGUGUACAAAGGUGGCAGGCGCUCUGGUCACAUCUUUGUAAAGUUUUCUAAUGCAGACGAUGCAGUAAAAGCUGCUUUAAGGGAUAACCAGCGGAUGAUGGGUCGUAAUGUAUUAGUUGGGCAGAGUAGUGUUGCUCAAAUGAAAGAAAUUCAUCAUAGAAUAUCUGGAGAGCAUUGGUUUCCUCAGUUUUCUGUAACUCCAGACAUAAAAGAACAAGGUCUUCUAUCUAAAAAGAUUAAAGAAAACAAUCUCACUUGUGUCUGUAUUGGCAACCUGCAUUCACGAACCAUUACAUCUGAUGUGAAGAACUGUUUGUUGAACCAUGAACUUUCUGAGGAUGGAGUGACAGUUUUAAUGGAUAAGUCAGGACUUUGUAUUGGCGAGGCCUGUGUUGAGUUAAGGUCCACUGAAGACUGUAUAAGAGCUACAGAUCUCGACUCGAAUGUUAAAAUUCUAAACAACUCUAUUCAAGUUUGGCCUUUGUCAAAACAGGAAAUGUUAGAUAAAAUAAAAAAUCACAAUCAGAAAGUAAAAGACACAAUAUCUGGUAACCAUUUAAAUGGUGCGGGUCGUGCAGAUACUUCAAAGAAAAUGAAUGCCCCAAUGCCAAUGGAUAUACAACGAGAAAUAAACAAAGUAACAGAUUACCCAUUACACCCUCCCCAUGGUCCCCAACAACCGCCCCCUAUUGAUCCCCACAGACCCCCUGGUGGCUUACCCCCAUUCGACAGACACCCUUAUGAUAGACCCCCACUAGGUUUACCCCAUUUUGACCGCCCCCCUCCAGAUUUGUUUGAUAGACACAGGCAAUUUGGACCUGGGUUGCCCCUACCACCUUUGUCACCUUUGGAUCGCCGACCACACUACCCACCCAACGAUAGGUUAUUCCUCCCAGAGUUAUUACGAAGGGACUUGCCACCCCACCCUGUCCCCGAACCCUUUAUGUUUCCCCCUCACCACAACGGCCCUCCACUCCCUGGUAGGGGUAUUCCUGUUAACCCAAAUCAAAUAGUAACUGUAAAAAUGAGUAACCUUUCAUAUGAUAUCACAAGAGAGGAUUUGCUUGAAUUUUUCUCGGGAUUUGAUCCCCUGCCAGACUCUGUACAGUUAAUGUACAGUCAAGGGGGCAAACCCACAGGCGAUGGAGUGAUAUCGUUUCCACAUAUUGAGCCUGCUCGAGCUGCUAUUGCUCAAAGACAUAAUAAAUUUUUGCUUCAUCGUAAUGUAAAACUGAAGCUACAAUAAACUUCAAUAUAGCUAGUGCCAUGGUUUAGCAUUUGGAUUUUUUUAAAUUGUUUUUUGUGCUAAUUUCUCUGCCGUGUCAAGAUUUUUUCCCACUGCCAAAUGUUAAGGCAACAGUGUUUUACUUUUAACUGUUAGUCUUAUAAAUUAAUAAUAUCUAAAUCUAUCUGUGUAAAUAUCGUUAUUACAGCAAUGUCUGCAAACUAUGAAGACAAAGCAAGUAUGCAAGAUGGUCUGUGUAUGUUAAUUCCAUCACAUUUGAAAUUAUGUAAUUAUCUAAUGUUUGCUUCAAUUUUGUCUAGAUGCAAAUCAAGUUAAAUGUACAUAAACUAAAUUUGUUUUCAAUGUAAAUUUUGUGUAUUAUGAUAAAAUGUUAAUCACAAA